Molecule: messenger RNA, 1051 nt
Organism: Manis pentadactyla (Chinese pangolin)
Lineage: Eukaryota; Metazoa; Chordata; Mammalia; Pholidota; Manidae
Gene: HMGN5
Product: high mobility group nucleosome binding domain 5
Exons: 5
Coding region: 15-878 (287 amino acids)
Biological process (GO): chromatin organization
Cellular component (GO): chromatin; nucleus
Molecular function (GO): nucleosomal DNA binding
Source: RefSeq, a predicted model, not a curated record
CAGGUCAAGGUGAAAUGAGGCAGGAGCCAAAGAGAAGAUCAGCCAGACUGUCUUCUAUGCCUGUGCCUGUUAUACCAGAGUUGAAGCCCAAAAGAUCAUCAACUCCAAGGAAAAUGAAGAUAAAAAAUGAUACAAUGGAAAAAAACACAGAUACAAGUGCCAAAACAAUAGCUGAAACCAAGCAAGAAGUUGUUACAGAAGAAUACAACAAUAAAAAUGCUGAAAAUGGAGAAGCCAAAAUUAGAGAGGCACCAGCUCCUGAAAAAGAACUUGAGAAAGGAAAAGAAGAAAAAGUUGAAGCUGUUGAAGAAGAGGGAGGAGAAAAGAAAGAAGCAGUUUCAGCAGAAGGAAAAGAUGAAAAAGAUCAGAAAGGAGAUGGAGAAGAUCAAGAAGAGAAAGAAGAUGGAAAAGAGGACAAAGAUGAAAAUGGAAAAGAAGAAGAAGACAAAAAAGAGAAAGGAGAUGUAAAACAGGGUGAAGAUGAAAAAGAGGAAGGAGAAGAUAGCAAAGAGGAAGAAGAUAAACAAGAGAAAGGAGGUGAAAAACAGGGUGAGUAUGGCAAGGGGAAAGGAAAAGAUGGCAAAGAAUCUGAAGAUGGAAAAAAUAAAGGAGAAGAUGAAAAACAAGGAGAAAAUAGAAAAGAGAAUGAAGAUGGGAAAGAGGAUGAAGAUGGAAAAGAGGACAAAGGUGGAAAUGAGGAAGAUGGAAAAGAAGACAAAGAUGAAGAAAAAGCAGAAGAAGAUAGAAAAGAACAAAAUGGGAAAGGAGAUGGGAAAAAUGGAAGAGAUGGAAAGGAAGAUGAAAACAAGGCUGAAGUUGGAAAAGAAGUAGUCAAAAAAGAAGAGGUCAAAAAGGAAGAUGGAAAAAAAGAAUCUUAGAGUAUUAUUUAAAGCUGCCCUAUAUAGUUUCUUAAUUUGGUAAUAUGUACCUCCAUGCUGUAAUGUUAAUAGAGAUGAAUAUUUUUAUCAAGUAUUUUAUAAACAGCUUUUCUUUAGUAUCGACUUAAUUUCAGAACAUCUUCAUACUAAUUAUUAGCCACAACAUUCCUAAC